Mobula hypostoma (lesser devil ray) is the source of this 2199-nucleotide messenger RNA. Its product is annotated as C-type lectin-like. NCBI's taxonomy places the organism in Eukaryota, Metazoa, Chordata, Chondrichthyes, Myliobatiformes, Myliobatidae. Gene Ontology annotation, molecular function: signaling receptor activity. The transcript is spliced from 6 exons. The coding region runs from base 27 to 665 and encodes 212 amino acids. The record is from RefSeq and is a predicted model, not a curated record.
UUCCAAACUAAACCCAUUCCUCACAAAUGGAUUACAAAGUUUCCAGAGUCUGCGACAGAGGAAGAUCAGCCCCCAGGAUGGGAAAUGGAGGGGAAACAGACCAGAGCAGAUUCGAGAAAAGAAACAUGAUGCUGGUGUUGGUUUUGGUGGUGACCGCACUGCUUGUCAGUGAUGUGGCAGGGACACACAAUUCCUUGGAACUGGAGAGGACUCUGCGACACCUUGAAAAACGUGGAAUAUCCGGAGGACCCUGUAAUGAAAGCUGGUUUUAUUUUGCUCCUUUGAAAUCCUGUUACAAGUUCUUCAAAGAAAAGAAGACGUGGAUGGCAGCUCAGGAUUUCUGUAAUCAAAACUCGUAUUACGGACAGCUGGCUUCUGUGAAUUCGAGCGAUCACAACACUUUCAUUUCUGAAGUGGUCAGUGCCAUGGAGAAGGACAUGCCAUUGGCUUGGAUUGGCCUGAAUGACCUUUGCAAGGAAGGGAAUUUCACAUGGAUUGACGGAUCUUUGUACAGUUACCGAAACUGGGCUCAGAAUGAACCCAAUGAUCUUGGACACAAUGAAGACUGUGUGCAUAUUCAUCAUUCAGGUGAGAAACUUUGGAAUGAUUAUCCCUGCAACACGGAACUUAGUUUUGUUUGUUCCUACAAACUUCACUGUACUUAGAAGACUCCAGAACCGUCCACUCAUCAUUUCCAUUGGUGGAUUCAGUGCCAUGAUUUCUUUGUAGCCAUUUUCACUGUCUGUGGUGACUGUACUCACAGUUUCUCAGCCAAUAAUAAAUAGAAUUGCAUCCUGAGCUCUCUGUGUGUUGCUGUGUCAGUCCAGUUUUCAGCAGACUUCCUGUCCCACUGUUGCUUUCACCCUUCCUCUGCACUCAGUGCUGAAAUGAGGAGAAUCUGGCACAGACUUUGCAAAAUUAUCUCUUUCCCUUCACUCGCACUUGGUGUGUUCAGUCCUGGUCACCAUGUACUGGAGUGAAAUAAAGAUCCUGAGGAGGACACAAAGGGGAUUUACUGGAAUAGUUGCAGGGAAUGAGAAUUUACAACAGUGUGACUAGGCUGCAGCCAUCAUGUCAGCAUUCCACAAAUUCCAUCUCCUGGGAUCCAAUACCAACCUAAUUUUUUUCAAAUUACCUGCUUGUUGAAAUCCUCCAUGACUAUCAUAGCAUUACCCUUUUUACGUGCUGUGACGCCAAACCAAGCUAUCGGACGAUUGAUGCUAAUUGGAGAGAUAAGGGAGACAAUGGAGGAACAUUCAAAAUGCUAAUGAGAAGGAAGAGAGAGAUUAACGGAAAAGAAACACAAUUCAGCUAUUGACAGACUGGUUACUUUGAACCUGAACUGUUUGAAGUUUGAUGGACAAGUGAUACCCUAGCAGGGGGAUAAAAAGAGCAGGUUCGCUAGGCACGGACGCACCACGAGAUCACGAGAUAACGAGACCCUGGAAGAGCGGUGGGCCCCCACAAGUUGGUGGUAGUUUGGAGGUCCGGUUCGCGGGAACCGACCAUAGACUCACAGGGUGUAAAGAUAUGAUCGGUGGGAACCUGGUGUGUGUGUCCGCCCUUGCCUGGGUGCCAGGUUCACCGUGGAAGAAUGGUCGUAUCCGGAACGGAGGGGUCACAGUCGGUGACCACCGCAGGAUAGAAGACAUCAAAGGUCUGCCUGAAACAAACUGCAAUCGUCCCCCCCUCUCUCUCUCUAAUGGCACAACAGUGAUUACUGCAAACUGUACGAAGCUGAACUGAACUCUGCGUCAUUUAAGACUGAUCAUUUUACCCCGAGACAGCAAUAGAGCUUGUUUGAUUCCUAUUACCCUAGUUCUGUGUACAUGUGUGUAUUAUCAUUGCUAACCUGUUGCAUUUAUAUCCUUACAAUUAGAGUACUGUGUUACUUAUUUCUUUAAUAAAACUUUAUUAGUUCCUAGUAAUCCAGACUCCAACGAGUGGUCCAUUUCUGCUGGUUUGGCAACCCAGUUACGGGGUACGUAACAGUGCCUUUUCAAUUUCCCAUUCUAAUUUUUAUCCCACACCUUGACUACUGUUUGGAGGCCUGUGUAUAACGCCCAUCAGGGUCUUUUUACCCUUGCAGUUUCUUAACCCUGCUCAUAAGAGUUCUACAAUUUCCAAUCCUAUGUCAGCUCUUUCUAAGCAUUUGAUUUCAUAUUUUUCAAACAGAGCCAUCCCAACCCCUCUGCCUGU